Molecule: messenger RNA, 1353 nt
Organism: Melanaphis sacchari
Lineage: Eukaryota; Metazoa; Arthropoda; Insecta; Hemiptera; Aphididae
Product: FMRFamide receptor-like
Exons: 3
Biological process (GO): G protein-coupled receptor signaling pathway
Cellular component (GO): membrane
Molecular function (GO): G protein-coupled receptor activity
Source: RefSeq, a predicted model, not a curated record
UCGCAGACUCUAAUAACCAUGGAGAAUUGCCUUGAACUAAUCGUACAAGAUCAGAAGUAUUGUUACUUCCGAAAAGCAGUGCACUUUUGGGCACAACAGGCAUUGCUACCAGCUGUUGUGGCCGUGGGCGUGGUGGGUAACAUGCUAUCCGUUGUUGUACUUACCAGGGAACCGAUGAAAAGCUCCACCAGCACAUAUCUGACUGCCUUGGCUGUAUCUGACUUGUUUUAUUUACUAUUUGUGUUUACCAUAUCCUUUGAAAACUAUCCAUGGAUUGUUGAAGCUGAUUACUAUAUUUAUUGGAAAUGGUAUCCUUACGGGCUUUGGCUUACUGACGCUGCUAGCAACACGUCGGUGCUGUUGACGGUGUCGUUCACCGUCGAACGGUACAUAGCCGUGUGCCAUCCUCUGCGCGGCCGCAUGCUGUGCACCGAGUCCCGGGCCAAGCGCGUCAUCCUGAUCGUGGCGCUGUUCUGCAUCGCGUGCACGGCCACCACGCCGUACGAGUGGCACAUAGCCAUCAACGCGGCCACCGGCAAGUUCCAGAAGAGCAGCACGGAACUGGGCCGGAACGACAUCUACAAGAAGGCGUAUAACUGGUUUUGCAUCGUCACGUUCAUUUGCGUCCCGCUGCUGGUGCUCGCCGUGCUCAAUUGGUUCCUGAUCAACGCGGUCAACCAAAGCCGCCGGAACCGGACGCGGCUCACCUGUCAGGGGAACGUGGUGUGGAACAGGCAACGGCAGGAGAACAAAAUGACCAUGACGCUGAUCGCCGUGGUGAUCAUGUUCUGCGUGUGCCAGACACCCACCGCCGUGAUGAUGCUGACCGCGUCCGUGUACGAGCCACCGGAGAAGACGCCCGCGUACUACGUGAACCGCGGCCUGCACACCAUAUUCAACUUCCUGAUGGUGGUGAACGCCGCGUCCAACUUCCUGCUGUACUGCGCGAUGAGCCGCAAGUACCGGCGCACCCUGAUGAUCACGUUCAUGCCGUUCCUGGCUGCCCGGCACGCGCGCAACGCCACGCUCCGGUCGUCGGUCAGCUACCCGCGGUCCGGCACCAUUGUCCGGCGCAACACCGAGGUCACGCAGAUGUCCGACGUGACGGGCGUCGCGUCCGCCGGCAGACGCGAGCUGAUCGUCCGGGCCGGCACCACCGGCUACGGCCGACACGCCGCCGUCGCCACCGCCGCCAACAACAACAACAACAACAACGCGCAGCACCAGCAGCUGACCGCCACGGCCGUCCUCUGAGCGCGCCGCGGUCGUGGGUACGUCGAGCCGCGAGUUCGCCGGUUACGCCGCGGUCGUCGUCGGUCGCGCGCUCCCCCGGCCCGCCGGCCGGAUCGCGUA